This is a messenger RNA of Closterium sp. NIES-65, 960 nucleotides long. Lineage: Eukaryota; Viridiplantae; Streptophyta; Zygnematophyceae; Desmidiales; Closteriaceae. The record is from the annotation of a GenBank genome assembly.
AUGCCGCGUGAACCGCGGGAGGUCAGUCAUGUCGACGACUUUCGAAGACUGGCAGCCGAGAACGACUCGGAAGACGUCGCCUAUUCUCGCCCUGACGACUCUGGUGACGUCGCCUGCGACGCAUCCACGGCAACGAGCGACGUCGAGGCGGGCGACGUACGAGUUCGCACCGUGGAUUACAACGCGCGGCGCGAGACGGACUACGUGAUCGUUGUUCACGGCACGUUCGACGCGCCGCCCGCGGACGGCUCGCGCACGUGGUACCAGCCGCCCGCGCCGGGGGAGCAGAACUUCUGCGCCAAGAUGGGCGCGCUGCUGGCGCGCGGACCCAUCGGCGCGGGGAGCGUGUGGCGGGAAAUUCCGCGCGCGACGGAUUCUCAAGAGGCAGCGUCGCGAGGAGGUGCGUCGCAGAGGGGGUCGCAGUCGCAGGGAGCUGCAGCGUUGCAGGAGGGGGGAUCAUGGCAACGCGUGAUGGACGGUGACGUGCCUUACCCGUUCUUCUGGGACGGUAGCAACACGCACGAGGGGCGGUUGAAGGCUGCAGAAAAGCUCCUCACCCACCCCUCUACGCGCAUGCGCGUCCUCGUUGCCCAUUUCCGUGUUGUCCCCCCCUUUUACUCCCCUUUUGCUCAUCUAACUCCCCCCUCCCCCUCCUCUUCAGCACAGCUGGCGCGGCUGUUCGACCUGUUAGCUCGAAGAGACCCAUCGGCGCGCAUCCACCUGGCGCGGCUGGUCGACCGGAUAGCCAGCAGAGACCCCUGUACUUCCUCUCUCCACUGUCCUGCUCCCCUUCAACCCCCCCCUCUCCCCUCCCCCCUCUCCCUCUCCUCUUCAACACAGCUGGCGCGGCUGGUCGACCUGAUAGCCAGCAGAGACCCCUCAGCGCGCAUCCACGUGAUCGCUCACUCCCACGGAGGCAACGUGCUGCUUAAAGCCACCGAGCUCGUGAGUGCGAGUUAA